Molecule: messenger RNA, 2233 nt
Organism: Scleropages formosus (Asian bonytongue)
Lineage: Eukaryota; Metazoa; Chordata; Actinopteri; Osteoglossiformes; Osteoglossidae
Gene: ap2s1
Product: adaptor related protein complex 2 subunit sigma 1
Exons: 5
Coding region: 166-594 (142 amino acids)
Biological process (GO): intracellular protein transport; clathrin-dependent endocytosis
Cellular component (GO): AP-2 adaptor complex; membrane coat
Molecular function (GO): clathrin-cargo adaptor activity
Source: RefSeq, a predicted model, not a curated record
CCUCAUCCAAAUUUUUCGACUUCCUGUCUGAAGUUGAUAGCGGAGAUAGGCGAAGAGGGUCAUAAUAAGACAGAAAAAUACAACAGCUUACUUAAAUUUGUGCCAGUAUUAUCGUAUAUAUAGGUUUCUUAAGCUUCCAGAAAUAACUGUUAUCCCACAGACACAAUGAUCCGCUUCAUCCUGAUCCAGAACCGCGCAGGCAAAACCAGGUUGGCCAAGUGGUACAUGCAGUUUGAUGACGACGAGAAACAAAAGCUCAUUGAGGAGGUGCACGCCGUGGUGACAGUUCGUGAUGCCAAGCACACUAAUUUCGUGGAGUUCCGAAACUUCAAGAUUAUCUAUAGGCGUUAUGCUGGCCUGUACUUCUGCAUUUGUGUGGAUGUGACAGACAACAACCUGGCAUACCUGGAGGGCAUUCACAACUUUGUGGAGGUUUUGAACGAGUAUUUCCACAAUGUGUGCGAGCUAGAUCUGGUGUUCAACUUCUAUAAGGUGUACACGGUGGUGGAUGAGAUGUUCCUGGCAGGAGAGAUCCGGGAGACCAGCCAGACCAAGGUCCUGAAACAGCUCCUUAUGCUGCAGUCAUUGGAGUAGACGUCCAUUUUGGAAAACUCUAUCCCCCCUUCAGAGCCCUAUUCCUGGUAAUUUGGCAGUACCUGCUCCCUCCCUCCCACACAAAAUUACCCCCUUUCAUUGGUAUUACCAUGGAGCAGGCUCCUCCUGUUGGCUGACCUGUUGACCUGCCCUCUUCAGCAGGAUUGUCCUGUCUCCCGUUUAACCUAUCAGCUAGAUUCAGGAAUUGAUGGUAUCUCGCACUACCAAAAGUUAUGAGCAUCAAGGGGCCUGCAAACUUCCACACUAACUUGUUCCAUAAUGCAGACAACCAUUGCCAACACGUUUAGCAUUUAAAUGGAAUAGCGUACUAAGUCAUGGUACAAUGUAAAGCCUUAGUUGUCUUAAUUGUUAUGGCUGCUCAGUUCCACUGAGGGCACCCUUCACAAUGAUUCAUUGAAACUGCGUGCAAAGUUUUGCAUUCAAGUAUGUUCUGUUGUUAAUGAUGAUCUUAAGUUGUACAGUCCUAUCCUGCUGCUGCUGCUGGUGUUCACUGGUCUUGCCAAAAUACUAAAGUCCCCUUGUGUCAAACAAGACAACCACUGAAUAGAAAAUUAUUAAUCAAGUAUACAGUGCUUUUUUCUGUGAUACAUUUCUGUACUGUGUGUAUAUACAUGUAUACACACCUAUCAGCGUUUUUGUAUGAAUCGGGCAGCGUGUUAGUUCUAUCCCCCCAGGGCUGACUUUUGCUUCACAUUGUCUCAGCAUGGUCACCAGCAGAAGGGAGAAGAUCGUCCUUCCUGUGUGACAUUGCAGUGCAGACAGUGGCUCUUGUGUAGUGUCACACAGAUACUCAGAGUGGCCUGAAACAGAGGUACAGCCUUCAGGAUCAUUGCAAACAUGUGCUGUCAAGUUGAAAUGACCCUGACCAGGAUGGAAUUAUGUGUGUGGGGAGGAGAUGGAACUAAACACAUUUGCCUGAGUGAUGCAGGCAGUGCUCCAGGGACAGGCUGAGAGGAUGUUAAAAUCCACAUGGUGACUGGCUUCCAACAACCUUCUGAGACCAUUUUAGGUUUUCCAUUGAAAAACAACUGCCUGAACUGGAACAAGGCACUGCAUGCUAGUUCCUUCACCUGAGCCCUGUAUUAUUGAUGGCACCAUGGGUUCACUUCACUAGCUUAUGAGAACUUUAAUUCUGUUUCCUCAGCCUGUCCCCCAUUCUGUCUGCAUAGAAGUGAAACCAGCCAAAUUCUGGGUAGUAGUUAGAAUGAUGGAGGUCUUGCUGAAAACCUGUAGUGAGGGAUGUAGGGAUGAAGGAAGGAAACUGAGGAGGAGCCCAGGACUGGCUGGUUGUACCUUUGCUCUUGUUGAGGGAUGUAAUGUGGCACCACAGCAUCACCCAUUUGGGGACCAGAGCAGGAAAAAACCUCCUUUACUGCCUCUUGUGGUAAGAGGUCUAAACUUUGCCAGUGUUGAGAGCUCUGGUGCAUCCUCUUUCACACUGGACACACAAAGUUAUGUUGUAUUUAGCAUUUUUUGGUUUAUGAACUUACACACAUGGCUGAAAGUGACUAUUCAAGUACUCCCCUGUCCCAUCCCCCUUGAGCGGUAGUGGUGUGUGUGUAUGUGUGUAUUGCUGGUCUUGUCAUGUUGCUGAAAUUUACCACCAUUCUAUUGAAGU